Messenger RNA from Eurytemora carolleeae, 531 nucleotides. RefSeq lists its product as uncharacterized. Gene Ontology annotation, biological process: transmembrane transport. The record is from RefSeq and is a predicted model, not a curated record. The transcript has 5 exons. Gene Ontology annotation, cellular component: membrane. Bases 50 to 484 code for a protein of 144 amino acids. NCBI's taxonomy places the organism in Eukaryota, Metazoa, Arthropoda, Copepoda, Calanoida, Temoridae. Gene Ontology annotation, molecular function: transmembrane transporter activity.
GUUGUCAAGAUAUAUUUGUAAACAUAAAAACAAAAAUGUUCCAGAUGAAAUGACAGUGAAAACGUUUGAUCAGAUCCAAGCUGGCGCGAGCUUAUGGCGACAAUACUUCUUUUGUUCAAGCUUGUUCUGGGUCUCUAUAACAGUGGGAUAUGUGACCGGUCUUAUCAGUGUUCUGAUGGCUGAAAUCUCGCAGGGUGGAGAUGGAUUUCUGCUUUCUUCCUCACAGCUAAGCUGGGCUGCGGCUUCUGCACUACUAGUAGCGUGUCCUGUCAUGGUUUUUGGUGGACUUUUGGCAAAAAAGUUUGGUAGAAAAACUGGUGCUUUGCUAGUUUGUCCAGUAUUCAUUCUUGGUUAUAUAUUUAUCUAUCUAUCUACCCCAGCACUAAUCAGCUUACUGUAUAUUGGUAUAUGUCUUCAAGGCCUUGGAAUAGGUCUCCAGCAUGCUUCUAUAUCAUCUUACUUAACAGAGGUUAAUAUUAUCUAAAUAUAUAAAGUUGUAAUCUCUGUUUGUCAAUCCGAUCAUAACUCAUA